Pimephales promelas (fathead minnow) is the source of this 5218-nucleotide messenger RNA. RefSeq names its product LHFPL tetraspan subfamily member 4a (gene lhfpl4a). Gene Ontology annotation, molecular function: GABA receptor binding. Gene Ontology annotation, biological process: sensory perception of sound; gamma-aminobutyric acid receptor clustering. Gene Ontology annotation, cellular component: inhibitory synapse; plasma membrane; postsynaptic membrane. The record is from RefSeq and is a predicted model, not a curated record. Lineage: Eukaryota; Metazoa; Chordata; Actinopteri; Cypriniformes; Leuciscidae.
UACCAUAUUCCACAGAUAUAAUAAAUUGGUAAGGGUUCAUGCUGAAAGCACAUAAAUGAUGAAUAAACACAUUUGUAUUUUUCUCUAUCGUUGAUUGCAUCCGUUCCUGCCAUAGGAUAUAAAAUAAACCGAGCCAUACAACAGUAAUGUGGUCUAUAAUAUGGAAACAAUUUCAUCUACUUUGUAUUGACGCAUGUUAAAGGGGCGUGUAUACUUAUUGAAAUUUCUGCAAUCACCCAAAUCGUGUACGCGCGUUCAUGGGGAGCUCUGACUGAACCAGAGCCGUUUUGAACAUCACCAACCGUGUGCGCGCUGCAAAAAUAGCCAACGGGAAAACGGAGACGCGGUGGUUUUGAUUAAACCGGGAAACGAAGUGCUCUUCUGAAUGAAAAUCAGAUGUUUGUUUUUUUAGGUUAUUUUUACGACAAUGUGCGACGCCGACGCCUCUUGCUGAUGUUCCAGCUUUCAUUUGAUCUGCUCUCGCUCGUCUGCGGAAGAUCCGUAAUUGAGAUCUUGACAGCAUUACAGCCGAUGAGAGGUGCACCGGAUAUGCUAUUUAUACCCAGACACAUUGAGCAGCAAUAAUGCGAAUUGUCGAUAUUGUCAUAGACAUUUACUUUGCCAUGUAAUCUCAAUCGUUUCGCCUGCAUUCUUGCACGGAGAGCGGAGGUGGAAAGGAACAGAACGGGGUUUUUUUUCAUUCACCGAAUGCAUUAUCAAAACGCUCCAAUCAAUGAUUUUUGUUUUUUGAUCCUUGUUUCAUGAUCAAUUCUGAUGUGACAAGGACGUACUGUAUCUGGUAGGCUAAUCAAAUCAAGGAAGGACACCGUUUACCUCUUUACUACUUCAAUCAGACAAAUCUUUAUUUAUCUCCAGUGAGUGGACUCGCGGCAGAAGCGCAUUUCUGAGGGUACCGGUGGGGUAGAUAGGGGGAGAUAGAGACGCCGGAAAUAGCAGAAACAAAUCACAGGAGAGUAGACGGUUGGGAGCAAGCGAGAAAAAAAAUGCUACCUUCGCAAGAAGCCUCAAAGAUUUACCAUGACAACUAUAUGCGUAACUCUCGAGCCAUCGGUGUACUGUGGGCCAUCUUCACCAUCUGCUUCGCUACCAUCAACGUGGUAGUCUUCAUCCAACCAUACUGGAUCGGGGACAGCGUGAGUACACCACAUGCCGGUUAUUUCGGGUUGUUCCAUUACUGCGUGGGCGACGGUAACUCGAACCGGGAGCUGAUUUGCCAGGGAACAUUUUCCGACUUCAGUUCCAUCCCGUCCGGCGCGUUUAAGGCGGCCUCUUUCUUCGUGCUGCUGUCCAUGGUGCUCAUUUUGAGCUGCAUCGGCUGUAUGGCGCUCUUCUUCUUCUGCAACACCGCCACCGUCUACAAAACCUGCGCUUGGAUGCAGUUGCUUUGCGCUGUGUGCCUGGUGCUGGGCUGUUUAAUUUUCCCAGAUGGCUGGGAUGCAGAGGUCAUCCGGGAUAUGUGCGGAGAGGAAACAGGAAAGUACACACUGGGAAACUGUUCAGUUCGCUGGGCUUACAUACUGGCCAUCAUCGGCAUCCUAGAUGCUCUCAUCCUGUCCUUUCUUGCUUUUGUCCUCGGAAACCGCCAGAACGACUUCAUGCACGAAGAAAUCAAGGCUGAAAAUAAAGAUUGAGAUCCGGGAUACCAGGGACCCUCGAUUCGGUGUCCAGCGGUUUCCGUAAUGAGACAGCAUCCUCCCUACGUUAUCUACUCCUCCAUCCCUCUCUCCUUGUCCUCAGGCCUGUGUCUCUAAACUCAGUCAGGAUGCUGCUAGUGCAGCUCUUUGUAAUAUAGAAAAAGACUGGAAUAAACUUCAAAAAGAGAACAUAUUGAACAUACACCAGUUUAAAAAUCAUGUGAAAUUAAAACCAAUAAAAAGAAGAAAAGAUCAGCUUUACAUAAACCAACAACUCUGGGAAAGUAAAAAGUUACACAAAUUACUACUGUUAUUUAAUAAUGCUUUGAUGACAAUUAUGAUGAUAGUCAUGAUUAUGCUUGCAACAGCGAUAUUAUGUUCAGACUUUCAUAUUUUAUCUAAAAUGGGGAACAUAUUUAUAGCUUUAAGAAAAUAUAAGGGAAUCAAUGCAUAUGUACAAGAGUUUGGGUGCUACUUUGGACACGCAGAUGAAAAGGAAAAACAUCAAGCCAAAAAUUUAAAUAAACAAAAAAAAAUAAAGAAAAAAAAUAAAAAACAUGAUAAAAACAUUUUGUACAGCACCAGAUGUAAUUUUGAAGACCAUGUUUUUCUGACAAAUUUUGAAUUGCCCUCUUUGUACAUGUGGUCAGCAAUCAGAGUUAAUUGAUGAAUUAAAUAGUUCAAUUGUAAAUUCUAUAUUUAUAUGGAUACAGGGUACAGCCAUUAAGCAUUUAUUCACCCACAUCAUAUUCCUUCUACUAACUGGAAUGGAUUUAACAGAUUUAUUAUUUUAUCUCUCAUUUCACCUGAAGGUACCAAUGAUCAUUCUAUGACUGUGCUGCAGAAAACACUGAACAACAGCUGAAUACACCGCUAUCCCACAUACAUCUAAUUUGGCAUGCAAAUUCCUUUUUACAUUUCUUUAUCAAUUAACUGUUAUGAGAUUUAUGAUUAGUGAUUUGCACAUGAACAUUCUUUGGACUCAGCUACAUUAAUUUCAUAAUAUGUUUUCUUCAGCUUUUUGUGUUCAUUGGACAAAUAAUUUUUUCCCCAUCAAUCAUUUGUCUUGAGGAAAAGCCCUGCAUGCUGCAUUUUACUCAGGCCCUUAUCUGCCAUAUACCACACUAUAGAGCAUAGUGGUACAGCACAAAGUUAACCAUAACACAUCUAGCUGACCCCUGGUAAAAAAAUAUAACAUAUAAAAUAGCUUGAAUUUCAUGUUGGCAUAUUCUAGUUUUAGCUGAUAAAGUGAUGGUCUAGCUGGUGGACCAGCAUAGUGAUGCUGAUCUCAAACAAAACAGCAUGGUCCACCAACACUCCGGCUUCACCUGGUGACCAGCAAUGCUGUAUUUUUCAGCAGGGACUCCUGAGACUUGGUAUAGUGUCAUGAUAAAUGGCAUGAUCUCUGUUUCCAAGAUGUGUUGCACAAUUAUUCACACAAUUUCUUAGCAUAAAGUCCCAUUACAUUAAAUGGACUGUUGUCCCUUAAUUCUUCACAUAUGCAAAAUGCAACAACUGAUUCUCGUAGUAGAAAUCAACGAAUAAGAAAAAUCUGAAUAUUUUGUUAUAAAUUCCUUAAAUAUUUGAAUCAUGAUGAACCAUUCAAACAAAAUAGGAAUUUGUGUGCCUAAGGUUGUACUUGUGUUUGUGUUUUUUAUCAACACCUCCCUCCACUUUGUGUUAAACUUUAUCUUGUUAUGGCAAAAUUUCUGCUGUGGCAGUGGCUGGAGCAAACAAAGACCAUCAAGGUGAACUGGAGAAGAAAGCUUACACUAAUUAGGAUCAUCUCAAGAGGAAAGCCCUGUUGGGGGUAUGUCUGGCCCCUAGUCUGCAGCCCCUUUCUGCCGGAUUUUGGAGAUGACAUGAAAUGGACAUACUCCAUGGUGCUUAAAUCCUCCUAACCCUUAUGAAAAGACUGCUUUGCUGCUCCCCAUCUACCUCAGUCUUGAACCCCUCCUACUCUAUUUUCUUGAUAUGCUCCACUGGGAAACCAGAGAUGAAUGCUGAGAUCAGAUGGAGAGUGAGGCUAUGUGGAGCCAGAAGAUUAGACUGCACUGGACUUGGCUUUCUAUUCUGUAAUCCUAAAACACAUUUUCUCCAUAAAUUCCCAUACAUUUCUACACUACUAUUCAAAAGUUUGGAAAUGCUAAGAUAUUUUUUUUCAAGAACCUGAGUCAUUGAUUCACCUAGGAUGUAUUUAAUUGAUCAGAAAUGAAUAUAUAGGCAUUUACAAUGUUACAAAUGCUGUAUUAUAUACAGUUGUAAAUGCUUCACUAUUUAAACUCUGUUCAAACGCUACGUUAGCAUUCAGUUUAUUAAAAUAUUCAAUUGAAGUUUCCUUUCGUUGUCACUCUGAGUUCCGUCAGAUGACGACGAAUGGGGUUUCGCUUAGAAAGCCUAUCGACUUUGAGUAUUACAAAGCGAGCCAAUGGCAAAGAAAUGCCAUGGGUCUGCGGAUUUUGCAUAGCGUAUCUCCGCCUUACCUUGUGGAUAUAAAAAGGAGGACGCCGCAACAUGCAGGUAUGUUUUCGCUUCGGAGCCAAGAGUUUUCUUCACUCCUGCAGCCUAUUCUCUGACUAUUUUUGAGAAUCUUCUAGACGAGCAGCUUCCAGCCGGUGUUGGUGUGAUGGCGAGUUACAGCGUGUGUGUUUCUUCCUGGGCGCUUCAGCACUGCUGCAAGCUUUUCUCCCACAAAAAGACUUUUCUCUCUUUCUAAAGACGAUCUGCCCUUGUAUUUCUGAGUGCGGUAUUCUGAUAGAUUCAGCUGAUGGGUGCGAGCGCUGUUUUGACGUGUUUGGGCUCCGUUUGCACUCAGACAGCGCUUGUGGGUGUGUCAUGUUCUCCCAGCGGGAACGUGACCAUCGCAAUGUAACGGUUGAGACUCGAUGAGCUCAAUAGAGUGAGAGUCCUCUCAUCCACACCCCGAUCUAUUUUUCUCCACGUGAGAUAAUACUUCGGCUGCUGGCCAGGGUGACCUAAGAUGGCAGGUCUGGAACUAAACUGACGAAAAUUCCUUGGUUCACACCCCGUCUUUCACAUUGCAACACGCGUGGUCCCAAGUGAGUUCGCAGGCCCGCCUGCGGGCCCGUGGUCUCAUUCAGUCCCCUGGCUGAUGAAAUCAUGUAUAUCGCCGCAUCACAUGGUGAGCUGGAGUCCUCUAGUGAUGAUGGCUCGUCAGUGCUGCUGUCCAGUUUGAAGUUUGAUCCAGAGUUCAUAGCUAUGCUUUUCUGGGUUGUCGCGAGUAUCGGGCUUGUGUGGAACCAUCUGCCAUGUCCCGAGCACUUAAGGCUGGUGAUUGGUUUUUGGGGGUGGCGAACCCAAAUCCUUUGUAGCAAAUGCAACAUUUAAUAAUAUACAUAAAAUGUAUUUAAGGGCCAAUUUAGCUCAAAGGAAAAUGAUUAAUUGAUUUGCAAUGAAUCUAGGGAACCGAGCAAAUGACUCGUUUGGAGUUCAUUUGAACGGGCAGUAAUUUGCAAGGAUAUAAAUACCCAAUCUAUAGUGAAACACUAUGUCUUAGCAAGGUAACUUUAGAUCGAACAGUACAAUGCAUUAAAUCUGCAAAC